Rubroshorea leprosula is the source of this 629-nucleotide messenger RNA. The record is from the annotation of a GenBank genome assembly. NCBI's taxonomy places the organism in Eukaryota, Viridiplantae, Streptophyta, Magnoliopsida, Malvales, Dipterocarpaceae.
CAUCGUACAGCCUUGGGAGACAAGCACAAAGCUUGAAGCUUUCUUGACGGUACUUGAGCUCAAGAAACAAAGAAAAAGCAUCCUUAGAUCGUCGGAGUUAAGUUCCAUCCAAGCAAAGUACAUGGUUGAUAUAGAGUUCCCGGUUCCAGCCGCUCUUGAUCCAUUUGCUGAAGAGGAAAAUUUAGGUGCCCGUGGAGCGAAAGAGUAUGUUCAUAUCCGCAUACAGCAGAGGAAUGGAAAGAAGAGCGUGACAACUGUUGAGGGACUGAAGAAAGACGUUGGCUUCGAGAAGCUCCUCAAGGACCUCAAGAAGGAGUUCUGUUGCAAUGGCAAUGUCGUGAAUGACAAGGCACUCGGGAAGAUUAUCCAGCUUCAGGGUGAUCAGAGGAAGAAGGUAUCCCAGUUCCUUGUUAACAAAGGUCUCGCGCAGAAGGAUCACAUCAAGAUUCAUGGCUACUAGGUUACUGGGUUUGAACAGGUCAGGAUUUGCAUACUACAACUUUAAGAAUAAAAGUUAAAGAGGGUUUGCUAUUGUGGGUUUGUUUCUGUCCUAUGUUUGGUUGUUCUAUUGGAAAACCAAUGAAAUGCAGUAAUAUUAAGGUUUUUAUUAAUAAAAUUGAACAUCUUUU